CAGUUCCAACCUGAAGAUCACACUAGACACACCAAUCAGUGCAAUUUCUGACCAAAAAUAUUUCGGGAGAAAAUAGUUUGUGAUCAUUGUGAUAUUGUGUGCUUAAUUUCAUUUCAAAAUGAAACUGUUAAAUUUUGUGAAUUUUGCCAUCAUCCUGCCCUUUAUCCUGAUCAUUCAAGCUGAUGAGUAUCACUCAAGUGGAAGUGAAUGGAAAACGAGAAAAACACGUGCCACCAACAAUGGUGAAUUAUUGGCAGAUUUUUGGAAUUUUGAUGCUCAACAUCGACUUCUGCAUCAAUUGUCCAUCAGACCUAAUCACAAUAUUGCUAAGAAUGUUAUCUUCUUCCUGGGCGAUGGAAUGUCUGUGGCAACUCUGGCUGCCAGCAGAAUGUACCUGGGACAACUUCAAGGGCAAAGUGGUGAAGAAUCUCGUCUCUUCUUCGAAGAUUUCCCCUAUACAGGAUUAGCAAAGACUUAUUGCGUGGACAUGCAAGUAGCCGAUUCCGCGUGCACAGCUACAGCUUAUUUGACGGGCGUGAAGGCCAACUACGGGACCCUAGGUGUUACAGCUGCUGUAAAGCGUUUCAACUGUUCCAGUUCCCAGGAUCCUGCCAAUCACGUGAACAGUCUGGCGACCUGGGCCCAGAGAGCCGGCAAGGGAACGGGUGUCGUGACAACUGCACGCGUGACCCAUGCCUCUCCAGCCGGAGUUUACGCGCACACAGCGAAUCGAGACUGGGAAUCAGAUGCUGAUGUCACGAAGGCAAAUGAAAAUCCCAAGAUGUGCCAAGACAUUGCUAGUCAGUUGAUCAACAACGAUCCCGGACGAAAGCUAAAAGUCAUUAUGGGCGGAGGACGAAAUAAAUUCCUGCCCAAGGGCACGGUAGAUGAGCAGGGUAGCAAGGGAGAGCGUGUAGAUGGCGUGAAUCUUGUGCAUGAGUGGCUUCUGCAGAAGAAACGCCGACCAGCAGCUUACGUGUCUGACCGCAAGGGGCUCAUGAAUGUAGACUUCAACAAUACUGAAUACCUUUUGGGACUCUUUUCUCCCGAUCACAUGGACUUCAAUCUCGAGGCUAAGCACGAGGAACAACCGUCUCUGGCUGAAAUGACCACAGCUGCCAUUGAGAUGCUGUCCAAGGAGAAACGUGGGUACUUUUUGUUUGUGGAAGGAGCCCGAAUUGACAUGGCGCAUCACAAAUCAAAGGCUCACCUUGCCCUGGAUGAAACCGUUCAAUUUGCCGAAGCUGUGCGUCUAGCCACGGAACUCACAAAUUCCCGCGAUACUCUGAUAAUCGUCACAGCAGAUCACAGUCACACAAUGACAAUUUCUGGCUAUGCACAGAGAGGAAACAAUAUCCUGGACUUCAACACUCAGAAAAGCAACGUUGAUAAUCUUCCCUAUACAACUCUGAUGUAUGCUAAUGGACCCGGAGCUACUACACGCACAAAUUUCACAGAUCCCGAAAAACUCGCCAAAAUGGACCCAACGACCAAUAAUUUUGUCUAUCCAGGGCAUGUCCCCUUGAAGGACGAAACACACGGAGGGGACGACGUAGCUGUUUUUGCCAAUGGACCAUGGGCUCACUUAUUUGUAGGUCUCUAUGAGCAGAAUCUCAUUCCACAUGCAAUUGCCUACGCCUCGUGCAUUGGGGAUGGCCUGAGUGCUUGCAGAAGAACUUCAGCCACAUACCGGCGGAAACAUUGGACAAAUCCUUCAACAGUUGUGCAUUAAAAGAAACCCCAAAGAUCCCACGCGUACGAAGAGAUUGUUAUUUUUGAGGAAAAAUCGUUGUUAUGAUUUUAAAGAACAAAAAACAUGUGUAAAUAGCUUUUUUUAAAUUAAUUUUAAGUAUUUAAAUUAUUUCUAGAUGUUUUUUUUUUGUUGAUUUAGGAAACUAUGAGAAAUAAACCAUUUUACAGAA
Messenger RNA from Phlebotomus papatasi, 1922 nucleotides. Its product is annotated as membrane-bound alkaline phosphatase-like. Lineage: Eukaryota; Metazoa; Arthropoda; Insecta; Diptera; Psychodidae. Gene Ontology annotation, molecular function: alkaline phosphatase activity. The transcript has 3 exons. The record is from RefSeq and is a predicted model, not a curated record. The coding region runs from base 119 to 1732 and encodes 537 amino acids. Gene Ontology annotation, biological process: dephosphorylation.